AUGGAAAACCCUAAUCUCCCAUCCCAAAUUUGCAAAGAGUCACCUUCAGAUCUUAAUGGUGAAACCAAACAUAACCCACCAACAUAUAUUCUCUUAUGGCUGUAUCGAUCAGCAUUGCUUGAAAAUCCAUCAAAACCUACUAAACCUCAUGAGUUCUGCAUGGAAAAUAGGUUCCAUAUUUUUGGAUCAUGCAAUGGGUUGCUAUGUUUGUUUUAUGUUGAUCAAGGUUAUGUUCAAUUAUGGAACCCUACUAUCAGAUUUAAAUCCAAAAAAUCCCAAACCCUUCAUUCUUAUGAUAAACGUAUGUGGGUCAAAUAUCAUGGCUUUGGCUAUGAUCAUAUUAAUGACAAGUACAAACUGCUUGUAGUUGUUUAUCUUGAUAUAGCUUCUUAUGAUUCUGAAAAAGUGACAAAGAUUUAUACUUUUGGUGGAACUUCUUGGACAACUAUUGAGAAUUUUCCUUCUGCCCCUGGUUACGUUACUAGUUUCGCUGGAAAAUUUGUGAGUGGCACUCUAGAUUGGCUAAUUGUUAAACGUGGUGUUAGUUCUAACCAAGAUGUGAUUCUAUUUCUUUCUUUUGAUCUCGUGAAGGAGACUUAUAAGGAAGUGUUGCUGCCUGAACAUGAUGGUGACGAAAUUCACAAUGCUAAAGAUGGAAUACAGAAUAUAUGCCAAAUUUUUGCUCUAUAA
Molecule: messenger RNA, 690 nt
Organism: Trifolium pratense (red clover)
Lineage: Eukaryota; Viridiplantae; Streptophyta; Magnoliopsida; Fabales; Fabaceae
Product: F-box/kelch-repeat protein At3g23880-like
Exons: 1
Coding region: 1-690 (229 amino acids)
Source: RefSeq, a predicted model, not a curated record